Molecule: messenger RNA, 4930 nt
Organism: Hyla sarda
Lineage: Eukaryota; Metazoa; Chordata; Amphibia; Anura; Hylidae
Gene: FBXO32
Product: F-box protein 32
Exons: 9
Coding region: 338-1363 (341 amino acids)
Biological process (GO): protein ubiquitination
Cellular component (GO): nucleus; SCF ubiquitin ligase complex; cytoplasm
Molecular function (GO): protein binding
Source: RefSeq, a predicted model, not a curated record
GGCCCUAUCGCUGCUCUUUUUCUCUCUUAUGUAACCUAUUGUUUGGCAAUAUCUGGAAUAACAGAACAAUUCACAAUCCUUGGCCCCCGAUCGGCUCUCAAGAAAUGAACCUUUUUAGGAGUGUGGCGCGGUUUCCUGGAACGCUUUAUUUUUUUUUCUUUGAUAUUUAAAGGGAACCUGUGUAUUUAUACAGGAUUUGCACCUGUGGGGGUCUUCUGGGUUACAGCUAUAUGGUGCCGGUAUUAUAAAUGGCGCGUGGUGGUUGGGAGCCCUGUUUUCUAGGACAGUGUUUCCCAACCAGGGUGCCUCCAGCUGUUGCAAAACAACAACUCCCAGCAUGCCCGGAACAGUCUUUGUGCCAUCAGAUGGAGCAGGAAUGAGUUUGUCAGAUGCAGCAGAGCUUUAUUGCCAUGUGGAGAACAAUAAGGAGAACAAUAAGGAGAACCUCAUCACUAACCUGAACUACGAUACAGCGGCCAAAAAGAGAAAGAAGGAUCUUCUCAACAACAACACAAAGACGCAAUUUUUCUACCAAGAGAAGUGGAUCUAUGUGCACAAAGGGAGCACCAAGGAGCGUCAUGGGUACUGCACUCUCGGUGAAGCUUUUAACCGCUUGGAUUUCUCCACUGCCAUUUUGGACUCUCGGAGGUUCAAUUAUGUUGUGAGGCUCUUAGAACUGAUUGCCAAGUCCCAGCUGACGUCUCUGAGCGGCAUCGCCCAAAAGAAUUACAUGAACAUACUGGAGAAGGUUGUGCAGAAAGUUCUUGAAGAUCAGCAGAAUAUUCGUCUGAUCAAGGAAUUGCUGCAAACCCUGUACGCGUCUCUGUGCAACCUGGUGCAAGGAGUGGGCAAGUCUGUCCUGGUGGGGAACAUCAACUUCUGGGUGCACCGAAUGGAGACCAUCCUGGACUGGCAGCAGCAGCUCAAUAAUAUCCAGAUCACCAGACCUUUGGGAAAAGGAAUGACCUUAACAGAUCUGCCCUUGUGUCUGCAAGUGAACAUCAUGCAGAGGUUAACAGAUGGCAGGGACAUCGUGUGCCUGGGCCAAGUGUCCUCAGAUCUGCAGGUUCUCAGCGAGGACCGUCUGUUGUGGAAAAAGCUCUGUCAGUAUCACUUUACGGAACGGCAGAUUCGGAAGAGGCUCAUCAUGUCAGAUAAGGGGCACUUGGAUUGGAAGAGAAUGUACUUCAAACUGGUGCGGUGUUACCCCAGAAGAGAGCAGUACGGGGACACACUACAGUUCUGCCGCCAUUGUCACAUCUUGUCCUGGAAGGGAACAGAACACCCCUGCACAGCCAACAACCCAGAGAGCUGCCUGGUUUCUCUGUCCCCGCAAGAUUUUAUCAACCUGUUCCGAUACUGAAUCUAUGGCCAGGACGGACACUGAACACUUCAAAGGCCGAACUUAAGCUGUUAAUAUUGUAAAUAUAUCCAAAUGUGACAAGGAUGGCUGCUUCCGGAAAUGGCGACAUUCACCGCGAAAGCACGCGUCUGAAGAAAAUGAUGAACAAAUACCAAGUAGGAACAAAAAAAAUGGAUGAAAGAAGCUGAGAUGGGAAGGGGACAUACUUCUUAUAUAAAGUACCUCAAUGAACGGUGCGGGCCUCGAUGAAUGAUGUCAUAACUGAGUGGGAUCUGCUACAAAAUGGCCCAUUUUACUGUAAUACAAAGGUUAACCAACAUCCCCCUCCCUAUUUAGAGAAUUUACACGCUAAAUGCAUUUCGCAUUUCUACCUCUUCUUCAUCACCGUAAACCUAUAGAUGCCACCCACUUCUUGGAAGGGUGUAGGACCGAAUGGUCGGGUGUGAACAAGGGAUGAACGUGAAUGUUGAGGAAUUGGCGAGGAAACGUCAUGGGGCAAAAUCGGAUUUGACAUCAUCUAUUGUAACUUUUGCACGGUCGUUUUCCCACUGCGUUCAAUGGCUCGGACUGCUGCAUGGCGUUGAAGGGGUGAACAUUUCCUCAGCGUCUUAAACCUUUUUUAAGGGGAAGCUUUGAUUUCCAUAAAGGAGAGUUACACGGCACUUUUAUUUCUUUUUAGCACAAAUAAUAUGUAUAUGUUCACACCAAAUGCACUUUUUUACUUUUUAUAUAUUUGUUUGUUUGUAAGCAUGGGAAAGCAGGCGUAUGUAUAUGUUUUGGAAUAUAGGAUGGGUUAAAGCCAGAAUAGAGUAGAGGAGCUACAGUUCAUCAGGGGGGGCUAAAAGUCCUAUGAAUGGGCAAUGGAAGGUGCAGAGGGUCUUCAGGCUUCACCCUAAGUGAGUGAUAUAUAUCAUUUUAGUGCAAUGAUGUAAAACACAAUCGGUGGUCUCCAAUCAGUGGCUCUCCAGCUGUUCUAGAACUGUAACUUCCAGCAUGCCGUGGCCAAGACCCAUGGAUUGGAGACCAUUGGUGUAUAUAGGUGAUGUACAGUACAAUGCUAUCUAGUAGUUGGGUUGUGAAUUUAGGUAAAGCUUUUGUUCCAGGACUCAGGGUAAUAGGGGUGGGCAUUUGGCCAUGGCCACCCAGUUGACUCUUCAAUGAGAUGUCAUAAUCAAGAAUUUAGCAGGACAUGAGUUAAAUGUAGAUGUGGUUACAAGCAUUUGGAGGAAUGAAGAUGGCCGAUGCCCCCUCGUGAGUUAUUGGUCCUUGUAAUUGUGAAGAGUCCACAUGAAGUGUUGUGUGAAUAUGCCGGGUGCCUCGGAGAUUACCUUAGAAGGUUAAUGCACCCGUGUGAGGACCACUACUUUAGAAUUAGUCCUAGCAACUUAACUGAGGCAUGAGGCACAACGUGCAGCCUUUAAACACACUGACUAGCAUUGAAAAGCAUUAGGACAAAAACCCUGAAACAAAGUGUGGUCCUUAUCACUAUUAGUCCUAGGACCGGUUGGAGAAGGCCCCCUGGCAACCAGAUUUGGUGGAGAUACCAAUGCCACCUCUUACAUGGACCUCUAUUGACCCCAAUUUCAGUCAAGCAUAAAAGAGAUGGACACACAUGGUUAUGGUGUUCUACAUUAAUAUAUGGGCACAGCCAAGUCAGCAACUCCCUUAUAUAUCAAGAGAUGACACGGGAUACAUCUGGUCACAUCUACGCCCUGAUCGGCGAUCAAUGAUGAAAGAGAGAGAGGGUGUUAGAGGGUCCAAACAUACUGGUUAACAGUCCUGAUUAUGCUGGAACAAUCCUGAUAAUGGAACCAGCGAACCUACCCAAUGUGGCCAUUCAGGGGGCAUUCUUGGGCAUCUAGCGGUUUAAAUAGUAAUAGAGAUGAGCAACUCUCCAUAGACAUGUCUGAUUGGGCUCAUGGAGCCUGAUUGGGAAGGUCGCCAAUUGCCCUGCAAAUGUUUGUGCAAGGUAUGUACAGGACCUGGGACACCUGUCAAAGACCAGAGUCCCUGCUGCUAUACAGUACACCAAGCAGCUGGCAUGGAUAUAGAAAGUUUUUGAUGGAAUACCAUUAAUCAAAAUAUUUGCUUCCGGUUGAUUAUAUAGUAAUUUAACAUAACUUAUAAACCUCGGACCCAGCCUGAAGCGUUCAUAGACAGCUUCGAACGUAAAUGUAGUGGAAGCUGUGACGCAUAUAACAUUACUGCUCACCUCCAGGAUGCUCAGUGUGGAGCAACACGGACGAGGCAUAUCAGAAAAGGAUCACAAAAAGUUUGAAUUCUAAUGAAUCCGUUUUUUUGUGAAAUUCGAAUUGAAUCCAAUUUUUGCCCAAUAAUUUGCUGACCUCUAGUUAGGAAGCAUGUGGCUAGGUGCCCCCGGUUAUACCUGGAAGUACCCAAGAAACGUGUGCUACUUGUCCUCCCUAAAAUCCAGUCCUGUCCCAUUUAGCAGCUGUCAUGAUAAUAGGGUUAUCUUUGGGGAAAUAGGUCCGGGCAUGGUUUGGUAUUCCCCUGCAUUUGGUACCCAAUGGGGUUCUUGGAUAGCUCACAGUGUCCUGGGAAGUCUAAUGAACUUUUUUUUAUUGGGCCCAAGAAUUGGGCAAUAGCUAUACCCAAACAAGUCCUCACCUGCUGAUGUGUAGAUGAUGGUGCAAUCCAUUGUACAAAACAAAGGGAAGAACCUGUGUACAUACAUAUAUAUAUAUAUAUAUAUAUAUAUAUAUAUAUAUAUAUAUAUAUAUAUAUUCCACUGUGAGAUUUGACUUUACCACUCUGCAUGUCAUAGACAUCAUAUUUUUUUCUGUGAAAGAAAAUGCAAAAGUGCAAUAUAUAUACAGUAUAAACUACAGACUUGCUUUACGGCAUGUUGUUUGGGAUGCCGCGGCACCAUGAUUCCUAUGGUACAGUCAUAAUAAUAUAGAAUGGAUUCUUCUGAAUGUAGAAAUGUCUACAAAUGUUUUAUUAGAAGAUUAGAAGGUUAGAUUAGAAGAAAGCCAUGCAAAUGGGCGGCUCCUAUGGGACUCUUGGAGAAUCGGGCUAAGCCCUGGUUGGUCCCAUUGCCUUCGCUCUUUGGGUGGCAGGAACCUGUGCAAGGUCUCUCCAAUAAAGGGGUACUGUGCCCCUAGACAUCUUAUAAGAUGCCUGAUCGCAGGGGUCCCGCAGCUGGGGACCCUCACGAUCUCCCUGCUGCACCUGGCGUUCCUUUAGAGUGUCGGGUGCAGCGCUGGAGGCUCGUGAUGUCACGGCUAGUGAUGAGCAGCAGGGACCAUAUUCGAAUUGGCGAUAUUUCGCGAAUAUAUUGACGAUUAUUUGUCCUAUGUUCGCAAAAUUCGCAUAUUCGCUAUGUUCCUUCACUUUUUUUUGCAUGCGAAAAUUCUCAUGGAAAAUGCGCAUAAAAAAUUUGCAUUAAAAUUUGCAUGUGAAAAAAAAACACGAAAUGGAAAAUUUGCAUAAAAGAAAAACGAACAUCCAUCAUUACGGAUAUAUAGCACUAUAUUUCUAAAUAUUCGCAUUACGAAUAUUCGUGCUCAACACUAGUCACGGCCAUGCCCCCUCAAUGCAAGCUUA